This is a messenger RNA of Rodentolepis nana, 1827 nucleotides long. NCBI's taxonomy places the organism in Eukaryota, Metazoa, Platyhelminthes, Cestoda, Cyclophyllidea, Hymenolepididae. The record is from the annotation of a GenBank genome assembly.
AUGCCCUCAUACCCGAUACAAGCGUCACAGUGCAUUCCAUCACAAGGAGCAAACAAGGCAUUAAAAAGUUUUAAGGAUACGUCCUCCUGCCUACGACUAAAUGCCAUUCUUCACCAUCAGUCCUCUAAUGAUACAAAUUCUGACACCAAUCUAGGUGUUGGAGGUGGCGUUGCUGGUAGCGGUGAAGCAGACGCCUCUGAAUCAAUUUCCGCUGACUUGCGUCCAGCACUGAGUGAUCAUAGACUAACUGGAGGUCUCCAGCAGGCUGGUGUUCGUUGGCACAGCUACAGCGGUGCACUUCCAGGUAGUCUUUUUGAUGAUGAUGUGAAGAGAUCAUCCUCUGGAUUUUCGAAGGCAAGUGGUUCGAGGGAAACGUCACGAGAAGAAGCAGUGGGCUUGUUGACUGGCACGGACAAACCAAGAAAAUAUAUAUUUAUUCUUGCUCCAGAUGGAAAUUGUAUGUUUUACUGGUUGUGGAUUGUUUGUAUAGCUUGUCUCUAUAAUUUGUGGGUAAUCCCCUAUCGUUUUGCAUUUGCCGAAAUAACAAAUGCCACCAUGUCCCUGUGGUUUACUCUGGAUUACAUUGCUGACACCGUCUAUCUCUUAGAUUUACUAAUAGGUUUCCGAAUGGCAUACCUCGACAGUGGGAUUCUGAAGAAAGACCCCAUUCUAUCCAGGCAGCACUACCUUAAUUCGACAUGUUUUUACCUCAAUUGUCUAUGCAUUUUGCCCUUGGAUCUACUGUAUUUAUCAGUAGGCUUUAAAUCACUAUUAAGAAUUCUUCGUUUUGUGAAGAUUUUCAAACUCAUAGACUUUAGUGACAUGGCACAACGGCGCAGCGUACAUCCAAAUAUUAUUCGGGCAAUAGGCUGGAUUAUAAUAUCUGUCACUAUUCUUCACUGGAAUGCAUGCUUUUACAAUUAUAUUACCAAGACUUUUGGAUCACAACAUAGUCCUUCUGAAAGUAGUUCCUUUGAGGACUAUCUUCAUUCUUUCUACGAAAGCUUGCUAUGCUUGACUCUUCGAAAAGAACUUCAACCCAAUAAUAUGUCCCAAGUCCAGCGAUAUUACGCUCUGCUUAUAUUUGAAGGACUUAUCGGCAUCACUCUGAUCACAAUCCUAAUUGCAAAUGUUAAUAUGCUCAUUUCCAAUGCGAAUGUGAAUGAAAACGAUUUUAGACUUCGAAUGUACUUGGUAAAGCGAAAGGCUCCUGAAACAUUAAAACGUCGCGUUGUCUGUUGGUUUGACUAUCUAUGGCGUCAAAGUCAUAUUCCUGAUGAGCAAAGGGUCCUUAAGCACCUUCCAGAUCGCCUGAAAGCCGAAGUUGCUAUUCAUGUGCAUCUGGAUACGCUCAAACGCGUAGACAUGUUCCAGGACACCGAAGAGGGCUUUCUUCUCGAUUUGGUACUACGACUUCGGCCAGCUCUCUUCUCCCCUGGUGACUUUAUAUGUCGAAAAGGAGAAAUCGGAAAGGAAAUGUUUCUUGUAAGUCAGGGGAAGUUAAACGUAUUGGCAGCCGAUGAAAAGACAAUUCUAGCCACUUUGGGACCAGGAAGUUAUUUCGGUGAAAUUUCCAUUCUCAACAUGGGUAACGUGGGUAAUCGACGUACGGCGUCGGUACGAUCUAUCGGCUUCUCUGAUCUCUUCUGUCUCUCGAAGGAAGACCUCUGGGAUGUGCUCAAUGACUAUCCUUCUGCUAAACAGAAGCUGGAGAAGGUCGCCUUUGACCGACUCAGUGUGUGCCGUAGCCCUGAUCAGUCCAGUGAAAAUUUUGGUAAGUUCUUUAUCCUGUCUAUUGUUUGUCAAGGCAUUUCAACUUUGCAUUAA